CAGUUGACAUCGGCGCCAUUCAAAGAAUGGACAUGUUGCAAGGCAAAAAAGUGAUGUCCAAAGAUGGCAGCCUGCACCCAAUCAAGUACGUGUUGAAAAACAAGCGAAUACUCGUGUACCUGUUCACGGCCUCCUUUGUCAAUCGGCCGGAGUUCUUGCAGAAGCUCAGGAUGGUUUACCAGGAGAAUUUGAAAAGAAAUGCAGGCAUGGAGGUGGUUUAUGUGUCAUCGGACACCGAUGAGAAGAACUACAAGUACGACUUCACCAUCAGACAGGGCCCCUGGUUGGCUGUUCCGUUCAAGGACCCAGUUGCUAUUGAACUCAGAUACAAAUACGACAUCAGCAGCUUACCGACCGUGAUUGUGGUAAACAAGGAAGGCGAUAUUAUCACGAGAAGCGGCAGAGAAGAGCUGGAAGAGAUCGGCAUCAAUGUUAUAGUCACUUGGACAGAAUACAUUCAACAAUAAAUGCAAAAUCGGGUUUUGUAAUGAAAAA
Molecule: messenger RNA, 495 nt
Organism: Dendroctonus ponderosae (mountain pine beetle)
Lineage: Eukaryota; Metazoa; Arthropoda; Insecta; Coleoptera; Curculionidae
Product: nucleoredoxin-like protein 2
Exons: 3
Coding region: 27-467 (146 amino acids)
Biological process (GO): sensory perception; photoreceptor cell maintenance
Source: RefSeq, a predicted model, not a curated record